GCAUAUUUACGUGUCCAGCUGGGAACCAUUGCCUCGAAUGACGGGCGUCACGACGAAGCCGCUGACCACUUCGCCGCUAUGAACACCAGCGCUUUCUCACAUAACUUGGCUGUUCAUUCUGCAUAUGAGGACUUGGUGGUACUUUUCGGGUGGGACCUCAAGUUAUUGUGGUGGACUCUCCUUGGGGCCGGAAGAUUUGAACAAGCCGCCGAAUUCUACCGAAACAUGAUGGAUAUGAGUGAUGGCAGUAUGGAGGCCGACUAUGCUUUCACGCAAGAAUGCAGCAAGCUUUGUGUUGAAAACGGGGAUGCUGCCUUUGACGCGAAUAAUUAUGGCCACGCUAUCGGCCUAUACUCGGCGGCGAUCAAGCUGGAUUCUGCGAACGAUGGCAUGUUUGCAAAGCGUAGUAAAGCGAAGUUGGGAAACAUGCUAUGGGAAGAAGCUCUUAUCGAUGCGCAGAAGGUCAUAGAACUCAACCCUUCGUCUUAUUUUGGACACCAGUUGAAGCAUGCGGCGCUUCAUGGCGCAAAGCGCUAUGAUGAAGCGAUCGACGCCUUCCGGAUCAUGUUGUCCAAAAUUGAGAAUGCUACUGAUACUCAAAUACGAAGUAAGUCCUAAAUAACGCAUGCAUCAACGUGUUUGACCUGCUCUAGAACUGCGCCAGCAGUAUUUCAGUCCAUCCGAAACAGAAGGCAC
Suillus clintonianus is the source of this 696-nucleotide messenger RNA. RefSeq lists its product as uncharacterized. Lineage: Eukaryota; Fungi; Basidiomycota; Agaricomycetes; Boletales; Suillaceae. The coding region runs from base 79 to 618 and encodes 179 amino acids. Gene Ontology annotation, molecular function: Hsp90 protein binding. The transcript has 4 exons. The record is from RefSeq and is a predicted model, not a curated record.